Messenger RNA from Pyrus x bretschneideri (Chinese white pear), 2516 nucleotides. Its product is annotated as protein RETICULATA-RELATED 5, chloroplastic-like. Lineage: Eukaryota; Viridiplantae; Streptophyta; Magnoliopsida; Rosales; Rosaceae. The record is from RefSeq and is a predicted model, not a curated record. The transcript is spliced from 7 exons. The coding region runs from base 50 to 2338 and encodes 762 amino acids.
AUAUGUGUGACUGAGCAGUUGAGCAUUUGCGGUCGCGGCGAAAACAAAAAUGAAGCCCCACACUAACAGAGGAUUCGCCACGACUGGCCCGCUUCACGUAACAUCUCCUCCACGAGCCUCGCCGGAGCUCUCUCUUCGCCGGCAAUUACCGGCCACAGCACACGUUCCCCGGCGAGUUUCAUACGGUAAACGCCGCCGCACCAGCAUCUCCGCAGUUCUCCGCCGAAACCAGCCCGAAAUUUCCGAUCAGGAUACCGGUAGCUCAGUAGAAAAUGCUGAUUAUUCCGACGAAGCUCGACGGGGCCCGCUCCAUACGAGGCGGCAAGUGCUACUCGCGCCAACGCUGGCGCUGGGCGCGUGGUUUCUGAAAUCGACGGUAGCGAGCGCCGAGGACGCGCUGUCUACAUCGCCGCCGCCAUCACCGUCGCAGACAGUACCGGUGCCGAGAGCAGAGGAGAAGGAGGAGGAGGAUGCGAUAACGUCGAGAAUAUACGACGCGUCGGUGAUCGGAGAGCCAAUGGCGAUGGGGAAGGAUAAGGGCAAGGUGUGGGAGAAAGUGAUGAAUGCUCGGAUUGUGUAUUUAGGCGAAGCAGAACAGGUUCCGAUUCACGACGACAAAGAAUUGGAGCUGGAGAUUGUGAAGAAUAUGGGGAAAAAGUGUUUGGAGAGUGAGCGAGCAUUAUCUUUGGCUCUUGAAGCAUUUCCUUGUAAUCUCCAGGACCAGCUCAAUCAGUACAUGGACAAAAGCAUAGAUGGAGAAGCUUUGAAGUCCUACACAUCACAUUGGCCAUCUCAACGCUGGCAGGAGUAUGAGCCUCUCCUGAGUUACUGUCGGGAUAACGGAAUUCGGCUUGUGGCUUGUGGAACUCCACUCAAGGUUUUAAGGACUGUCCAAGCAGAGGGAAUUAGUGGGCUUUCAGAGGCUGAUCGAAAAACAUAUACUCCUCCAGCGGGUUCAGGCUUCAUAUCAGGCUUCACUUCUAUCACACGCAGACCACCAGUUGAUUCAAAUUCCCGGAGUCAAUCUGUUCCUUUUGGGCCAAGCUCGUAUCUUUCUGCGCAAGCAAGAGUGGUUGAGGAUUAUACUAUGUCCCAGAUUAUUUUAAAGGCCAUGGCGGAUGGAGGAGCAAAUGGUAUGCUAGUGGUGGUGACAGGUGCAAGCCAUGUUAAAUAUGGGAUUAGAGGGACUGGGCUGCCGGCCAGAAUUUCAAAGAAGUUGCAAAAGAAAAACCAAGUAGUUAUAUUACUUGAUCCUGAAAGACAGCACAUACGACGAGAGGGAGAAGUUCCUGUUGCUGAUUUCCUGUGGUAUUCUGCUGCCAGAACCUGCAGCAGGAAUUGUUUUGAUCGUGCUGAAAUUGCUCGAGUUAUGAAUGCAGCAGGCAGGAGGCGAGAAGCCCUUCCACAGGACCUUCAGAAAGGACUGGAUCUUGGUUUGGUAUCCCCAAAGGUAUUACAGAACUUCUUUGAUCUGGAGCAGUAUCCUCUUCUAGCAGAACUUGCUCAACGUUUCCAGGGUUUCAGGGAAAGAUUGUUGGCAGAUCCUAAAUUCUUGAAUAGAUUAGCUAUAGAAGAAGCUAUAUCAUUAACUACUACUCUCAUAGCACAGUAUGAGAAGCGCAGAGAAAAUUUCUUUGAAGAGCUGGACUAUGUUUUUACAGAUACUCUAAGGGGAGUAGUGGUUGAUUUCUUUACAGUGUGGCUUCCCGCCCCAACAUUGUCAUUCCUUUCAUAUGCCGAUGAGAUGAACGCGCCUGAUAGCAUGGAUGCCAUUAAAGGUCUCCUUGGGUCCAUCCCAGAUAAUGCGUUUCAGAAGAAUCUUGUGGGGAAGGAUUGGAGUAUCAAUUAUAGACUUGCAUCUGUGUUUCUGGGUGGUUUAAAAUUAGCUGGUGUUGGAUUCAUUUCAAGCAUUGCGGCUGUUGCUGCCUCAAAUGGUUUGUUUGCUGUUCGCAAAUUCAUUAAUCCAACUCUGAUUAGUGAUCAGGAAAAGAAAAGAACUCCAAUACUUAAAACAGCAAUAAUUUAUUCAUCCUUUCUUGGAACAUCAGCAAAUCUCCGUUAUCAGAUUAUUGCUGGAGUAAUAGAGCAUCGAAUUUCUGACGAGUUUGCUUCUCAAACAUUACUUGUAAAUCUGCUGUCUUUUGUUUCUCGGACAAUAAACUCGUAUUGGGGAACUCAGCAAUGGAUUGAUCUUGCACGCUUUACUGGAUUGCAAUCUCAGAAGAGAGAGUCAUCCUCUCACCAAAUGCCAGAAAUACCCGAUUCUACUAACCAAAUGCCAGCACUGGAAGGUAACAACACGGAGGAGACAAGUUUAGAUGAAAUCCAAAGUAAAUGAGGUGAUAUUUUCCCACUUUAGAUCUUCAUACUAGUUUGCAGAAUUUUCUUUAAAAUCUGCUGGGAGAGAUCUCAAAGAAACGGAUUUUGGUCCUUAGCUUUACAUGUAUCACGUCCCCUGUUGUAAGUUCCUUAAUGUAAUACAGUUCUGUCGAUAAUGGUGAUCACUAUUCCAAUUC